Penicillium coprophilum is the source of this 1620-nucleotide messenger RNA. Its product is annotated as MDR family MFS transporter. The record is from RefSeq and is a predicted model, not a curated record. Bases 1 to 1620 code for a protein of 539 amino acids. Gene Ontology annotation, molecular function: transmembrane transporter activity. Gene Ontology annotation, biological process: transmembrane transport. The transcript has 4 exons. NCBI's taxonomy places the organism in Eukaryota, Fungi, Ascomycota, Eurotiomycetes, Eurotiales, Aspergillaceae.
AUGAGAGAUUUUCGGGAUCCAGUUUACACAAAUCGAGAUGACAUCCCAUUGAAAGAGGCUGGAACUGAGGACAGUGACGGUGAAGAAAGGCAAGUCUAUCCACCAAGCUCAAAGCUUGCUCCUAUUUUGAUCGGACUUUGCUUUCAAUCUUUUUGCAUCGCCUUGGACAACACAAUUCUCUCAACCGCCGUUCCCAAGAUCACUGAACAAUUCAACUCAUUAGGCGAUAUAUCGUGGUAUGCCAGCGCUUAUCUGUUGACCACAUGUGCCGUUACUCUACCAUUUGGCAAGGUAUACACAUAUUAUUCGACAAAGUGGACAUAUAUGGUUGCUCUGGGCUUGUUUGAAAUUGGGUCUUUGAUAUGUGCAGUCACACCAACAUCAAAAGGAUUAAUUUUUGGGCGAGCAAUUGCCGGCAUCGGGUCUGGAGGAUUGUCGCCGGGUGCUCUACUCGUACUCGCCAAUAGUGUGCCCCUUCACCGGCGUGCCCUCUAUUUCGGAAUCAUUGGUAGCACUAGUGGAAUUGCAACAAUCACAGGACCAUUGCUAGGAGGAAUCCUAACUGAUCAUGUCAGUUGGAGAUGGUGCUUUUGGAUUAAUCUACCGUUUGGCCUCCUCACGGGCCUUAUCAUCUUACUUUUCUUCGAUGAUUCCACAUCACCAAGACCCAAAAUCAGCCGUCUGGGACAGCUAAAGCGGAUGGACCCUCUUGGUGUGAUUGCAUUUAUCCCUGCAGUCGUCUCCCUUCUAUUGGGCCUGCAAUGGGGCGGCACCAGAUACAGCUGGAACAACCCUCGAAUCAUUGCACUAUUUGUUCUCUUUGGGGUAUUCAGCUCUGUGUGGUGUGUGAUCCAGGUCUGGAAGCAGGACGAUGCCACAGUGCCACCACGUUUACUCAAAAAUCGCAAUGUGCUUGGAGCAGUGAUUCACGCUACGUUCCUCGGUGGUUCAUUCUUUGUCUUUGGAUACUAUCUCCCUAUCUGGUUUCAGGCAGUCAAAGAGGAUUCUGCAUCAGAAUCUGGAAUCAACAACCUUCCGAUGGUGAUAGCUAUGAUUGUAUCUUCGUCUAUAGGAGGGCUACUCGUGAAUCUCCUUGGGUAUUAUACACCCCUCAUGUUUGCUGGAAGCUCAUUGCUUACGAUUGGCUCUGGACUAUGUACAACUUUUGAAGUGAAAAGUGGACAUCCGCAGUGGAUUGGAUAUCAAGUUAUUCUUGGAAUUGGCGCAGGACUUGGCUUUCAGCAAUGCAUCAACGCACUCCAGACUGUACUGCCAUUACAGGACAUACCUAUUGGGAUUGCCAUCGUCACAUUUGCACAGAGUCUAAGUGGCGCAAUGUUUGUUUCAAUUGCCCAAACUGUUUUUGAGAAUCGCCUUGUGGCCAGCAUAACGGCAAAUGCUCCCAAUGUUGUUCCAAAGUUAUUGAUAAAUGCUGGAGCCGCAAAUUUAUCCCACCGCGUGCCUAAAGACAUUCUGCCCUCCGUUCUACGCGCCUAUAACACUGCCGUCAUUCAGACGUUUUACGUGUCUGUUGCAGGCGCACUGCUAUCUUUUAUCGGUGCUGGACUUGUUCAAUGGAAGUCCAUGAAGCGACGACCGAAAUAUGACGGCACAGGUUGA